Messenger RNA from Lachnellula hyalina, 1590 nucleotides. RefSeq names its product putative T-complex protein subunit beta (gene cct2). Gene Ontology annotation, cellular component: cytosol; chaperonin-containing T-complex. Gene Ontology annotation, molecular function: ATP hydrolysis activity; ATP binding; ATP-dependent protein folding chaperone. Bases 1 to 1590 code for a protein of 529 amino acids. The transcript is spliced from 3 exons. Gene Ontology annotation, biological process: protein folding. The record is from RefSeq and is a predicted model, not a curated record. Lineage: Eukaryota; Fungi; Ascomycota; Leotiomycetes; Helotiales; Lachnaceae.
AUGGCGUCCUUUAACCCUACCCAAAUCUUCGACGAUGGUACUACAGAGGAGAAAGGAGAGAAUGCUCGUCUCUCGGCGUUCGUUGGAGCUAUUGCUGUUGGAGAUUUAGUAAAAUCCACCUUGGGACCCAAGGGUAUGGACAAGAUCUUACAGUCUGCUUCUACGGGUGAGAUUAUGGUCACAAACGAUGGUGCUACGAUCCUUAAAUCUAUCGCUCUCGACAACGCAGCUGCCAAAGUUCUCGUCAACAUCUCGAAAGUUCAGGACGACGAGGUUGGAGAUGGAACUACAUCUGUUACCGUAUUAGCUGCAGAGCUGCUACGGGAGGCCGAGAAGUUGGUUGAUAAGAAGAUUCAUCCCCAGACUAUCAUCGAAGGCUACAGAAUAGCCAGUCACGCAGCCCUUGCAGCAUUAGAGAAAUCUGCGGUGGAUCACAGUAGUGAACCCGAAGCUUUUAAAAAGGAUCUUCUGGCCAUUGCACGGACGACUCUGAGCUCUAAAGUUCUGUCCCAAGAUCGAAAUCACUUUUCGGAGCUCGCAUGCGAUGCUGUACUCAGGAUGAAGGGUUCUGCGGAUCUCAGUCAUAUCCAAAUAAUCAAGAAGGCCGGUGGAAAGCUCAGCGACUCAUAUCUUGAUGAAGGGUUCAUUCUCGACAAGAAGAUUGGUGUGAACCAGCCAAAGAGACUUGAAAAGGCCAAGAUUCUGGUAGCAAACACUGCUAUGGAUACCGACAAGAUCAAGAUCUUCGGAGCCCGUGUCAAGGUUGGAUCUACUGGAAAGCUUGCAGAUUUGGAGAAGGCAGAGAAGGAAAAGAUGAAGGCAAAGGUAGACAAGAUCAAGGCACACGGCAUCAACUGCUUCAUCAACCGACAACUCAUCUAUAAUUGGCCCGAACAACUUUUCUCCGAUGCUGGAAUCAUGUCCAUUGAACAUGCGGACUUUGACGGUAUUGAGAGACUGGCCUUAGUUACUGGCGGAGAGAUCACAUCGACAUUUGAGCACCCAGACCAGGUCAAGCUUGGACACUGUGAUUUGAUUGAGGAAGUGAUCAUUGGCGAAGAUACUUUGAUCAAAUUCUCUGGGGUAGCAGCUGGCCAGGCUUGCACUAUCGUCCUAAGAGGAGCUACAGAGCAGCUACUUGAUGAAGCCGAGCGGUCGCUCCAUGAUGCUCUUGCAGUGCUAUCACAAACCGUCAAGGAGCCAAGAACCACUUUGGGAGGAGGCUGUGCGGAGAUGUUGAUGGCUAAGGCAGUUGAGGGUGCUGCGUUGAAGGUCGAUGGAAAGAAACAGAUUGCUGUUGGAGCUUUCGCGAUUGCUCUUCGACAACUGCCGACCAUCUUGGCCGACAAUGCUGGUUACGACUCUAGUGAACUUGUCGCCAAGCUCCGAACUGCAAUCUACGAUGGCAUGACUAAUUAUGGUUUGGAUCUGCUCACCCCUGGGGGUGGUAUCACAGAUAUGAGAGAGUUGGGCGUCAUUGAGAGCUACAAGCUUAAAAAGGCGGUCGUGUCAUCUGCUUCCGAGGCAGCAGAACUUCUCCUGAGAGUAGACAACAUUAUCCGAAGCGCACCAAGGAAACGUGAGAGGUGA